GUGCCGGGGGAGGAGCGGUCGCCGCGCGUUAGUCAGGGAGCGGUGCGGGUCCUGGUUCCAAUUGAGGUGGGGAGAGGGGCCCGGUGGGCUGUGAGGGGCCGGGAGGACUGUCCAGGCUAAGCCCCGCGUGGGGAAGUGUGGCUUGCGGUGGAAGGGGUUGGCUUCUGGGGAAGAAAUCAAACCUAACCGUUCCCUUGGGGAAGGGGGCUAGUCCCCGACUCCCUGGUUCUUCCGCUCUCUGCAGUAACUUUGGGGUGUGGCAGGGGCUAGUGACCGGCGUUUACUCCGGAUCAGGGAGUGAAGGAGGUUUGUGAUCACGAUGGGGUUAUAGUCUUUAACGCGGCCACUGGGGGAAUAAAACAAAUGUUUGUAAUCCGGAUUAUCCGCGGUGGCUUGGGGCCUCCUCUACUGCCCAUCUAAGUUAAAGGCCUGUUCCCUCAAACUUCCUCCCCUAUCAUCUUCCUCUGCCAUCUCUUUGCCGGCCAAGCACAUCCGGGGACGGGGUCAGGGCCACCAGGUUCCUGGUAAGGUUGAAAGACUGAGCGUGUAGGGCUGUUAAAGUGAGUCUGUGAAAGAAGGAAGGAUUUUGUAGAUUGCUUCAGAGGGAGUGUGGGGUGAGGCCCUGAGUCCCAGAGCCUCAGCAUGUCAGGGAAACGGAAGCGGGUGGUGUUAACUAUUAAAGAUAAGCUUGAUAUAAUAAAAAAACUUGAAGAUGGAGGUUCUUCCAAACAAUUGGCAGUGAUUUAUGGAAUUGGUGAAACAACAGUUCGGGAUAUAAGAAAAAAUAAGGAAAAGAUUAUAACUUAUGCAAGCAGUUCUGAUUCCACAAGUCUUCUGGCCAAGAGGAAAUCUAUGAAACCAUCCAUGUAUGAGGAACUGGACAAAGCAAUGCUAGAAUGGUUCAACCAGCAAAGGGCAAAAGGGAAUCCCAUAUCUGGACCGAUUUGUGCAAAAAGGGCAGAGUUCUUCUUUUAUGCUUUGGGAAUGGAUGGUGAUUUUAACCCCUCCGCUGGUUGGUUAACUCGUUUUAAGCAGCGGCACAGCAUUAGAGAGAUUAACAUUAGAAAUGAAAGAUUAAAUGGAGAUGAGACUGCUGUGGAAGAUUUUUGUAACAACUUUCGAGACUUUAUUGAACGAGAGAAUUUACAGCCUGAGCAGAUAUACAAUGCAGAUGAAACUGGACUCUUUUGGAAAUGCCUACCAUCCAGGACUUCUGUGAUCAAAGGUAAAUGCACUGUCUCAGGGCACAAGUCAAUUGAAGAAAGAGUCACUAUCAUGUGUUGUGCCAAUGCAACAGGUUUACACAAACUGAAACUUUGUGUUGUGGGGAAAGCAAAGAAACCUCGCUCCUUCAAGUCAACUGACACCUCAAACCUGCCAGUCUCUUAUUUCAGCCAAAAAGGUGCAUGGAUGGAUCUUUCCAUUUUCCGACAGUGGUUUGAUAAGAUCUUUGUGCCACAGGUUCGAGAAUACUUAAGAUCUAAAGGCCUGCAGGAAAAGGCUGUGCUCUUGUUGGAUAAUUCACCAACACAUCCAAAUGAAAAUGUCCUCAGGUCAGAUGAUGGCCAAAUAUUUGCUAAAUAUUUACCACCUAAUGUGGCUUCAUUGAUCCAGCCCUCCGAUCAGGGAGUCAUAGCGACAAUGAAGAGAAAUUAUCGUGCGGGUCUUCUUCAGAACAACUUGGAAGAAGGUAAUGACCUGAAAUCAUUCUGGAAGAAGCUAACUCUGCUAGAUGCACUUUAUGAAAUAGCAAUGGCAUGGAAUUUAGUAAAGCCGGUUACCAUUAGCAGAGCAUGGAAGAAGAUUCUUCCUACCAUAGAGGAGAAAGAAGGCUUGGACUUUGAUGAAGAAGAUGUUUCUGUGGCUACUGUGGCCACCAUUUUACAACAUACCAAAGGACUGGAAAAUGUGACUACUGAGAACAUCGAAAAAUGGCUUGAAGUGGACAGUACUGAACCAGGCUAUGAAGUGUUAACUGACAGCGAAAUCAUCAGAAGAGCACAAGGCCAGACAGACGAAUCUAGUGAAAACGAGGAGGAGGAAAUAGAACUGAUUCCAGAGAAACAUAUUAAUCAUGCAGCUGCUCUCCAAUGGACUGAAAAUUUAUUGGAUUAUCUAGAACAACAAGGUGAUAUGAUUCUGCCUGAUAAACUCGUGAUACGUAAACUUCGAGCCACCAUCAGAAAUAAACAGAAGAUGACAACCUCAAGUCAAUAAUGGCAUGUCAUUGUUAACCAUUGUUUUGGUAAUUGUGUUUGUAACUCUUAACCUCUGCAGUGUGAUUUAAUUUUCUUUGCGUUCUUAAUUCUCAGUCACAGCCCUAUGAAAUGCAGAUACAAAAAUGUAUCUGAAGUGAUUCGAGGAUUGUAUGUUUUGCAUCAUCUCUGUGUCUUUAUUUGUGCAGAUAAUUGGAAGCUGGUUCUGUAUAGAUAUAAAUUACAUAUACACAGGUAUUCACUUUUGUAGAUCUGCAAUUACCCCUUCUAUUACAGUGGCAUUCCCUAAACUGUCUAAAAAAAAAUUACAGAUAACAGUGAACAGAUGGAGCAUUUUCCUGAAAUCUGUUGUUUGGUUUAUGAGGGCUGCCACAGUAAUCUUUUCUUGUGUUAACAUCUUAAAUGUUAUGUUUUGUGUGUCUGUAUACACUGACAGAAUGAGAAAUAUCUAUAUUUUAGAUUUCAGGGUGAUAUGCAGUAAUUAAAAGUGAAGUCCAAUAAUGAGGAAACUGAUCAAUGAAUUAUAAAAAUAACUUAGAAAUCAUACUUUUGUUCUCUUACAUUUGUUUAUGUGGCAAGAGGGGGAGAUUUUUCUGGAAGUAAAUAUAUAGGAAGUGAUUACUAAAUUAGUAACAAAACUAUUUGAAAGCUGAUAUAUAAAUGGGCUAUUCUGAUGUAUUAAUUUGUAGAAAACUGCGAGUUGAAAAUUUGGGGAACUUUAGGUUAUUUAUACAAGGGGAAUAAAUAAGCUUGUUUUAAUUGGGUCUUAUGAAUUGGGUAAUUAUUUAUUCGUAAUUAUAGUACAGGUUUUGUAAUGUUACACGUGGUAAUACGAACUCCUACCUUAUAUGUGGGGAAGAAUCUUGGGAAUUUAAAGUUAUGGUUUUUUUACUGUGUACUUGGAAAUGUCUAUAGUUUGAAAAAGUUUAUCAUACUUUCCCCUUUUAUUUGAUACGAAAAGAAAAAGAAAUGAGAAGAAUAAAGUUAUUAUUAUUUUUAACAAGCCAUAGGUUGUGACCUGUUUUAUGAAGAAAGCAGAAAUAAUUAUGGAAAGUGUCAGAUUCUAAGGACUUUCAUUUACUCUUUUAACACUUGUAAAAAGGUAUUCUUUCUUCUAGAAUCCAUUUAAGUCAGAUUUUUGAUAAAUUUGCUUAGUAAAUUUAAUAUGUUUAUUCAGGACAUUGAAAAGACUGUGAAUAUUGAUUUAAUUUAUAAUUUAAAAGCAAUGUGGGUCUCCAUAUUUCAUGUUUUGGCCCUUUAAAAAAUGUUCUCUAUCAGUCAUUUUUUAAAAGUUUUAACUGUUUCAUUGAAAUAUUUUGCAUUUUAUAUUUAUAGUGCCUUUCUUAGAAUUCUAAGACUUCAAGGAGACUUUUAGCUUCCCUAAUUUCUGUUAUCUUAAUGAUGUAUGUCCGGAGUUUUUAAAAAAGACUUCUGUGAUGAGAACUGUUUAAAAAUUAUUGCAUGAAUUGCCUCAGUGCACAGAGGAAAAAGCAUCAGAAAUUAACAUACAUAUUGAAUCAGAUAAUUAUACAUCCCGCUAUAAAUUCAAUUGUAUAUAAAAGAAUUUUUCAUUUUUCUAAUAUGAAAAUGUAUAAAAGCUUCUUGGAAUUUCUGUCUGGAUUUGCUCAAUUUUUAAAAAUCUUGUCAGUGAAAUUCAGCUGUAUCGUUGCCACCUAGUGGUAAAAUUAACAUUGCUGUUAAGCUGUGUGGUUUCAAAUAUUGGUAUCAAGUAAAAGGUUCACUAUUUUGUGGCCUUGAGUGUGAAUCUUAUGACUCUUUCUCUAGCCUGUGAGAGACUGCUCUUGUUUUUUAGAUUUAUAGCUAUUUUCUCUUUUCUAAAAGCUGCCAACACUGGUAGGCUAUAGUUCUGUUUUGGACCUUUUUAUCCUUAAGCGUAAGUAUAAAAGCUGCCAAUUACUGAAUACCAUGUUAUGUUCUAAACAAUUUACUUUUAUAAUCCUCAAAUUAUGGUGGAAAUACUGAGGCUCAAUUGCUGAAGAUCCCUCGGGUACAGGUAAGAAUUUAAGCCCAGAUAUUUGAUGCCAAAAGCCUAUGCUUGUAUUAUCCAACCUAGGCUAACCUCUUAACCUUUUCCAGUCUUCAAAAUAUAUUUCCUGCCCCCAGCCCCACUCCACCCACCCUUCACGGAUGUCUGACUUUACUUCUCUGUACACUUGUGGCGGCAACUGCCCUUUCCUCUACUCUUAUGAAGUUAGUCUUCCUCUUUCUUUACCCUGUAGUUCAUUUCCGUUUAUCCCCAACCUAAUAGCAUUUGAAACUCGAAUCAUCUGUCUUUUGAUUUCUGGUUAGCCAUGCUCAGUGAGGAUCCUUUCUCACUUAAACAAUUUAAAACCCACCAUUGGGAAAAUAAACAGUUCCCGCAAACAUUCCUCUUUAGUUUAUGAGACAGUCUCAAAGAGAUGCGAGGAAUUGGCGCAGUAUUGUACCAACAUGAAAGUCUUGCUAGACCAAAGAUACUGAAAACUGCUACUAUCAAAACCACAUGAGUAUGUAUACACUCAGAUCCAUAUAGAUCAAAGGGGGAAAAAUGAGAUGAUAAUGGGAAGAGAAGGAAGGAUAGGUUCAAAUACAAGAAGAGUUGGUUAGGAAAGAAAAAAGGAACAUGUGGGCUGCAGUGAGGUUAAUUUUGUAAUGUGUGUUUCACCAUCAUAGUCCCAGGCUUACUAAUAUGUGCUGCUCAUUCAUAGAUGGUCCCAGAAAUUUCUGCUUUUCUUCUUUCUUACAGAAUGUUUAAAAGUCAGUGCCAAGUUAAAUGCAUUUGAUCAGUAGUUGGGAAUGGUUAGUGGAUGAUGACAGAAACUAUUUGGGUACUAUAUCUGCCCCAAAGUCAUAAAUCCUUAGUUCCUGAUUUCUAGUCCCUAACGUCCCACCAGAGGCUGUUUGGCUUUCAAUUUCUCUAUUAAGAAAUUAGCCACAGGGGUACCUGGGUGGCUCAGUCGAUUGAGCGUCUGCCUUCUCCUGGGGUUGUGAUCCCAGGGUCCUGGGAAGGAGCCCUUCAUCGGGCUCCCUGCUCAGUGGAGAGCUUGCUUCUCU
Zalophus californianus (California sea lion) is the source of this 5270-nucleotide messenger RNA. RefSeq names its product JRK like (gene JRKL). Gene Ontology annotation, molecular function: DNA binding. Bases 643 to 2217 code for a protein of 524 amino acids. The record is from RefSeq and is a predicted model, not a curated record. NCBI's taxonomy places the organism in Eukaryota, Metazoa, Chordata, Mammalia, Carnivora, Otariidae. The transcript has a single exon. Gene Ontology annotation, cellular component: nucleus.